Amoebophrya sp. A120 is the source of this 5306-nucleotide messenger RNA. The record is from the annotation of a GenBank genome assembly. Lineage: Eukaryota; Dinophyceae; Syndiniales; Amoebophryaceae.
GCAAAGGGCGCACUGAUGUUCGCCGCGCUUUUUAGUAUCUAUUUGUUUUGUUUUUGUUUCUCUCUCUUCCUUUCAGAAGUUUACUUAUGUUUAUGAUAUCAAGAGUACAGCUAUAAUAAGUGCCUCCUUUUCAUCUGAAACCUACGGGUAAAACAAGGAUGACCAAGAUGAUUUCGAAGCAGUUGCACAAUUAUGCGCAGCCGCUGCGCAGGCAGCACAGCCGGAACCUUUUGUCGGCCGUUGUUUUUUGGGCUAUAUUUCAUCUGUUGCUACAACCGCAACAGUUUUCAUCUGCGCAGCAGGACCUGCAUAAAGGAACAACAAUUAUGCAAAAGUCCAUCUCAAAAAAGAUCGACACCUCGUUGAUCUUUCGCGCGACGCCGAAGCCGGAACUGAGUGAGGCGCUAGACCGUUCAGUGAUGUACCUCCUGAAGGUGUUGCAAAUCCUUUUCUUUCACGGCAGCGGCUUGGUUGGUGAAUGGGCGCCCGACGAAACCACAGGCGUCAGCCACUUCCAAGCACGGUAUAAUAUCGAGGACGAAAGAGAAAAUGGAAAUGCUUGCUCAGGUGGGGCAGAUGCCGGCGGAACCUGCACGACCAGAGACAGCGCAAGAACAGAAGAGCAUACCACGACCACCGUUGAUCUUUCCUACAACGGACCCCAGAAAGACGAUCCGAAGUUACAGAUCAAAGCACAUCAGAACACAACAAGCGAAGAGAAGAAGAAAAACAAAACUCGUAGCGACGAUAAAGUAGAGCUGCAAUCUAGUUCUAGUGCCGGCGUGCAACAAGAAGAAAAAAAAGACGAACAGAUUUUGUCAAAAACGAGAAAGUCCUACCCGGCGGAAUACAUCCGGUUUUGUUGGCUUGGGAUUGGAGAUUCCUCCAGCGUCCUGCUCCAGCGGUUCAUGAUGAUCUUUCCCCAGUUCAUCUUAUCUCAGGAAGAAAUGUCAACGCUAAAAACGGAAUUUGUGACGCAGCAAUGCAUCGCAAAACGUGCCAGAAUUUGUCAUGCAUGGCAUGCUUGUUGGGCUACAUUCGUGAUGCAUGACUGCAAUGAUCAUCUGUGAAAACCGUUAACGUUAACACUUUUUAUUGUGAUGCAUCUACGUGCUAAUCGACACUGAUUUCGAUUUGGACUUUCUUAUCCUGUGCAAAAUUAUCGUACUCGUAGUAAUUGCUAUCAUGCAUCACAGAUAUCCCUUUUUGGGUAAAUCAGCAUUACAAAUUUCAUUUUUCUUCUUGAAAAAGUUUGUCAUGCAAUUUGUACUAGUGCGAUACUCUUGCAAUGCAUAGUUCUCCAGUACCUGCAACUCGGGUUCCCGAACGCAAUAUCAAAUGCAAAAAUGUCUGCGUCUGGAAGGUUUCAGCUUGUGAUGCUAUCUUCGGAUCCUAAAAACAUUUGUAUUGCAUGACCAGGCAGAGGAGCCCAUUUUGUGCUACGCGGGAAGGGCAACAUAAACAUUUGUCAUGCGAAAUAGGCAUCAGGAUGCCCUCAAAAAGUCUGUGAUGCUAGGCCAUGCUUUACAAGCAUCAUGGGUCAUGCAAAAUAUGCAUGACAAACCUGGAAACCUUCCAGACCCAGACAUUUUCGAAUUUGAUACGCAAAAAUAGAGGUCAAUUACGAAGACCCAAUGGCCGCCCACCAGAGUUACGCGUCUGGGAGCAGUGCGGACGAAAGCAAGACGGAGAGGCAAAAGCGGUUUGAGGAAGAAGAUAGGAAAGCGAAUGGCAUAAAACCGCAUCCGGACGUGAGGGAGCUGGCGUUUGUCGACGAAAAUGGGAGAAUCGCGGACCGAAUAGGCCCAGAGGAUAAUCUCUCUUAUCGAUUGGAUAAAGCGAAAGAAUCGCCAACAGAAGACGUCGAUAGCAAGGAGGACCAGAACAACCCGUUUACAACUUCCACGGCGCCAAGUAGCCCCCUCGGCUCCAAGUGCGACGUUCUCGCGUUCGGGCGGGACACUCCGAAGUUCACAUUCAAGAAACUCCAAAAGUGGGCGAAAGACCCGACCGUGAUUCUUUGGCUCACGGACGGCUGUGGGGAUGGAGACAGCCUCACCGACGAAAUCAAGUUAUCCGAAGGGCAGAUAACACUGGAGGAGCAGAAAAAGCAAAAAGUGAAAUUGAAGCAGCAGUGCCAGUUCACCUACUCCCAGUGGCGAAGCUCGUUGUGUGGUGACCCCGAAGACCUGAUCAACAACAUGCAAGCCUCGACGUCCGCCAUGCAAGCCGUGCUCGACUCCAAAUACGGGUCCUACGGUCCGUGCUACAAGCACAAAAGAAACGACUACACCAAGGAGGAGGGGUUCGAGACCCAGUCGCCCGUCUGCGUUUGCGCACUGAUGCCGGAACUGGUGCACGACUUCUACUUCGAAAAAGCGAACUGCGCGGAGUUCAGCAAUCCAAAGGGGCUCCCCCCGGGGAAGAGGAUACUGGGCCGGAACACGGAGAACUGGUACGACCCGAAAAAGGACUACUUCCUCGGCUUCGUAUGCAUUGCAAAAGUAUCGUACUAGUAUAAAUCGCAUUACAAAUAAUUUUGGCAAGAAGGAAACUGGAACUUGUAAUGCUGUUUUGCCUUAAUAAAAACAUUUGUCAUGCAUAUUUGCAAUUAGUACGACUACGAGUGCGAUACUUUUGCACAGGAUAUCUCGGGCAGUGGAACCAAGACUGGUUAUCAAAUGUAAAAAUGUCUGGGUCUGGGAGUCUCCGAGAUUUGUCAUGCAGUUUUUCCAAGCUCUAGCUCCCCCACGUCUGGAAUGCAGGGCCCAGCAUCACAGGUUCUGCAGUUGUUCCUUAAUGAUGCGUUUUCUGCAUGAGAAAUGCCCUCUCAGCAUGGUCAGAAGUGGGCACCUUUUGCACGUUUAUGCAUCACAAGUCUUUGUAGGAUCCGAAACACGCAUCACAAGGUCGGAUCCUUCCAGACCCAGACACUUUUGCAAUUCAUAGUGGUUUCUGUUCCACAAUUUCUUUCGCAACCAAAUUUUCCCCACUGUGGUGGAUAAGAAGACGCUGAAAACAAGGCAAGACUUGGUGCACAAGCUAUGGAUUGUGAAAAUGUCUGGGUCUGGAAGAAUGGAAGGUCUGUCAUGCUCUGCCAGCAUGACCCCAAAGUCUGUCAUGCACGUUACCCAAGUAGAGGAACCUCGUUUUUUUGUCAUGCAGAAACGCAGUUUGUCAUGCAGAAUAGGCAACACCUCGAAGCUCAGAAACUUGUCAUGCUGAGCCUGCACUUGUGGCCGACUCAUGAUACGCCAACCAGCAUCACACGUUUCCAGACCCAGACAUUUUUGCAUUUGAUACAAGCUCUUCGCGUACAAGUCCUCCGAUGGGAUCUACAUCGACAUCGGCGCCAUGGGGGCGUUAUACAUUGCAAAAGUAUCGAAUCGUACUACGUCUAAACUGCAUUACAAAUUUUCUCGAGAACAAAUUGAGUUUCUCAUGCUGUAUCAGGUAGAGAGAUAGAUUUGUCAUGCAUGGCAGCUGCAAUUUCUACGAGUGGGAGUGCGAUACUUUUGCACUGGAUAAGCGUUUGAGCUUUCCAACACCGCGGUGUUUGAUCAGUGCUUCAACUGGAAGGGGAUUUGCGUCGAGCCAAACCCGGCGCAGCACUACAUUCUGGAGCAAUACCGAACCUGCGUGGUCGAAAAGCGGGCCGUCGGCCGGAAGCGGGAACUGCAAAACUUUUCCCUCGAUUACACCGGGUCUGUUGGGCAUCUGAAGGGGAGAUCGGCCGGCGAGACGGAAGAAUUAUUCUGGACAAAGCUGGAAGGAGGUCAAGACGGAGGCGGCGAGGCCGCGCGGUUCCUCCAGUCAACGUUCACGUAUCAUUUGUAAAAACGUUCCCAGCUCCCCAGAGUCAAGAUGGAGAAUCCGCUAGACAAAUCCACAAGCCUUUGGUUGUUGCGCGUGACAAGUUCCGGCUCGCGGUGUGGUCGCGCUUAGCGUUAGAUAGUGCGGCAGCAUCACAGAUCUAGCAGAGCACUCUGAUUCGAGCAUCACAAAUUCCAAAACACAGCCAGAAAAUGCCUCUCGUGGGGCUCCGCAUGAGAAACAUUUUUAUUUUCAGCAUGCAGAUCAUUCGCAUCACAUCUCUGGGGCGGAGACGUUUUUGCUCAGGAUAUCACGACCGAGGUAAUCACGCUGGAGGAUUUACUGCUGGAGAAUGGUGCGUCGGAGAAGCACUAUGAAUUGCAAAAGAAUUGCAUCGUACUAGUGUUAAGGGCAUGACAAUUUUUUUUCUCAGCAUGGCAAAUGGAAUUUUUUGUCAUGGUGAAUUACCUGCUAGGAAGCCAACAGAUUUCGAUUUCGAUUUGUCAUGCAUGAUUGCGAUCACUACGAGUACGAGGAGUGCGAUGCUUUUGCAAAGGAUAAGCACGAGAUCGACUUCAUUUCUAUUGACGUGGAAGGGGGGGAGUACGAGAUUCUUGUCGAUUUUCCGUUCGAGAAGUUUCCAAACAUCAAUGUCUUCUUGAUAUGAAGAGAGCACCACUCCCCCUCCCCUUCGUUUGUUUUUUGUAUGGCAUAAACAGCGAUUACAACCACCAGCACACGUAGGACCUGCGCAUGACAAGUUCACGCGCCUAGUGGAGUACUGUUCGGGCUACUUCCGGAAUCUGUCAUGCAAACAGAGCCACGAGCUGGCGCUUGGAUUUGGGAUUUUGCAUCACAAAUCAGGGGGAUCGGGAGUAGUUAUGCACUCUCAUACUUGAUAGAGGUCGACGCGAAGAAUGUUUUCAAAAUGGACAUUUUGAUGUCCCUGGGGAAGUACGUGAAGGUCGCACAAUUGGGGAAAGACCAGGUGUACGUGAGUCGCCGAUUCUCGCAGAAGCUCGCGGGCGAGUAUUUCCGCAGCUUUGUCGACGAAGAAAAUGAGGAGAAAAUCGUGAACAUGAAGAGAAUAUGAAGUGCAAAAGUAUCGUACUCGUAUUGCAGUCAUGCAUUACAAAUCCUUUUGUUAAGGUAAAUCAGCAUUACCUCUAAUGCUGAGGAAAUUUGUAAUGCAUUUAUACGAGUACGAUACUUUUGCAGUGCAUAGAGAAUCAACCCGUUUGAACUUGCGUUUCCCCCUUACAUCAACAUAGAACCUUACAACGACACUUUUGACGUGUUUCAGAGGAGAUUUUUAGACCCGGAUUUUGGGGGAUGAGAGGCUGAGGCUCACUCUCGCAACAUAAAAAAAUAACGAAAAUAAGUGACUACUGCAGGUGCACAAUUGUAGUAGAACGCACUUUCUACGCACGCCUACCGUAAAAAUUUAAAAGCAAAUCAUAUGGCAUGCAGCUGAUGCUCCUCUUGCUGAUCGC